This is a messenger RNA of Vollenhovia emeryi, 1366 nucleotides long. RefSeq names its product zinc finger protein 330 homolog (gene Noa36). Bases 87 to 1052 code for a protein of 321 amino acids. Gene Ontology annotation, cellular component: nucleus. NCBI's taxonomy places the organism in Eukaryota, Metazoa, Arthropoda, Insecta, Hymenoptera, Formicidae. The record is from RefSeq and is a predicted model, not a curated record. The transcript has 6 exons. Gene Ontology annotation, molecular function: zinc ion binding.
AACCUGUUGCGGCCCGUCGCGUGAUCUACGCGCGGCAUCCUGGGACAGCUGGGUCGACGGGUGGCUGACGAGCGUAGGUCGCCGCGAUGCCGAAGAAGAAGACCGGGCAGAGGAAGAAGGCCGAGAAGCAGAAGCUGCGGCAGAAGGAGAUCAGGGCCGCCAAGGAACAGGUCGACCUAGCCAAAUUUCCGUGCAACUCCGUGAUGGAGUGCGACAAGUGCAAUAAGAAGCAAAAGAGCCGUGCCUUCUGUUACUUCUGCCAGAGUUUACAGCGGCUGCCCAUGUGCGCGCACUGCGGCAAGAUCAAGUGCAUGCUGAAGACGGGGGACUGCGUGGUGCGCCAUCCCGGGGUCUUCACCACGGGGCUGGGAAUGGUGGGAGCGAUAUGCGAUUACUGCGAGGCCUGGGUGUGCCAUGGGAGACGUUGCCUCACCAGCCACGCCUGCACUUGCCCGCUGGCGGACGCCGUUUGUCAGGAGUGCGAGAGGGGCGUUUGGGAUCACGGCGGGAGGAUCUUCAAGUGCUCGUUCUGCGACUGUUUCUUGUGCGAGGACGAUCAGUUCGAACAUCAGGCGUCCUGCCAAGUGCUGGAAGCGGAGAGUUUCAAAUGCCAGUCGUGUAAUCGUUUGGGGCAGUACUCUUGUCUCAGGUGUAAGACGUGCUACUGCGAGGAUCACGUUCGUAGAAAAGGUUUUAAAUAUGAGAAGAACAAGGCUAUUCCUUGCCCGAAGUGCAGCUACGAGACGUCGCAGACUAAGGAUCUAAGCAUGUCCACGAGGAGUCACAAGUUUGGCAGGCAAAACCAAGGUGGUCCAUCCGAGUCCGACGAUGAGAACGGAUAUAAUUAUGGAAAUCAAGAGUCUUGUUAUGGAACUGUUAGUUAUGCAAAUGAAGACGAAGAUGAUGACGACUACGACGAUGACGAUGAGGAGGAGGAGGAGGAGGAUGAUGACACGGAGGAUGACGACGACGAUGAGUCGUCAAGUGCAGAUGAAGAAAAGAAAGAUACUAAAACACAAGAAACUUCAGAUAGUAAUGAAAACAAGGCUUAACACUCAUCUACACAGAUGUACAAAAUAGCAAUAAAUGAAAACGAGAUAUCAAUUACUGAAACGUUCAACCACGCAAGUAUGGAAGAAGAAAUUCGAGAAUUCAUGAAAAGGAAAUGGUUACGACAUUUUGUAAAAUACAGAUUGAUUUCAAAUUCCUAGAUAUUUGUAUAUUUAAUAGGCACAAUAUUCAAGUUUGAUAGACCAUUUAACGCAAACAUGUGUCGGGGAUACCUGUACGGGGUACAGCAAAUUGAGCAUUCAGCAAGUACAGCAAUGAGAAAAUAAUCGUGAAGAAAUAAACGUUGUUUAUUGUA